Molecule: messenger RNA, 429 nt
Organism: Prorocentrum cordatum
Lineage: Eukaryota; Dinophyceae; Prorocentrales; Prorocentraceae
Source: the annotation of a GenBank genome assembly
AUGCUGUCAGGCUCCCCAUGCGAGGCCGCGGAGCUCUUCGACCCGUUCGACGUGCCCGAGUCUGGUGACGCGGAGCCCGUAGGCAAGCAGGCAAAGGCUGUGCACGGCGCAGCGGUGCCCAACGCGGCACGCUUCAGCAAGCAGGCGGCGGCGCAGCACGGACCCAGCGACGAUUUCACGGAGCUCUUCGCCAGCUUCGAAGAGAUGCUCGUGGGCGGCGCAUCCAUGGGCUUCGCCAGCCAGGCUGACGUGCAGAUGACUCGGGAUCUGGAGCGCGCCCGCCUCGAGAGGGCGCUGGAGGCCCAGGUCCUGAUCUUCGAAUCGCUCGAGUCGGAGCGCGCCCCGCCGCGGCUGCUGGACGCGCAGCGCGAAGCUGUGAGUGCGGCGCUCGUGGCCCUGGAGCACGCCAGGAUACAGGGCGACUCGUGA